Molecule: messenger RNA, 2933 nt
Organism: Coffea arabica (coffee)
Lineage: Eukaryota; Viridiplantae; Streptophyta; Magnoliopsida; Gentianales; Rubiaceae
Product: trihelix transcription factor GT-2-like
Source: RefSeq, a predicted model, not a curated record
ACGCCCUCAUCUUCAUAAAACCCACAGAAUUCACCAUCUUUUAGUGAUAAGUAUAUUUUUUAUUUUUCAGCUGUAAUUGCCCCCCAAGAGGGCAAGGCUCAUCACCACAACAGCAGCAAAAGAAGGAGCUUUUCUUCUUCUUCCUCCUCCUCUUCUUCUUCUUCUUCUUCUUCCUCCUCCUCCUCUUCUUCUUUCUUUCUUUUUCUUGUCAUGAUGUUGGGCACAUCUUCUUCCUCAGCUGGUGGCCUAAUAGGAGGCAAUUCAGCUGAGGCCGGGGCUGCGGGGACCACUGGGGCAGCGGCAGCAAUAGAAGCUGGAGCCGCUCCCCAUGAUAGUGGUGGAAGCGGCGAAGUGGGCGGUGGGACGGGAGGAGCAAUCCCGAGUGGAUUCAGUGAGGAUGAAAAGGCAAGGAUUGAAGAAGGUGAGAGGGCAGCUGGGGGUAAUAGGUGGCCUAGACAAGAAACAUUGGCCCUCCUAAAAAUAAGGUCUGAAAUGGAUGUUGCUUUUAGAGACUCAAGUCUUAAAGGUCCAUUAUGGGAAGAAGUUUCCAGGAAAAUGGCUGAACUUGGCUAUCAACGGAGCUCAAAGAAGUGUAAAGAAAAGUUUGAGAAUGUUUUCAAGUACCACAAGAGAACCAAAGAAGGCCGAGCUUCAAAAGCAGAUGGCAAAACUUAUCGCUUCUUUGAUCAAUUGGAGGCACUUGAGACUAAUCCCUCAAUGCAAUUGCCUCAACCUCCAACAAGGCCUCAGCCUCCAACGCCGGCCGCUGCGGCAAUGGCCGUGCCAAUGCACGCAGCUUCAAAUCCUCCGAUCUCGUCACAUGGCACUGUUUCAUCGGCUCCGCUCUCACCAAAUCCAGUAAGUUUUGCUCAAAACUUUCUGCCCCAAAAUGUUACUAGCAAUGCUAUUCCCACCAUCCCUUCACUGCCACCUUCUCAAUCACAACACUUGCAUCCGCCGCCGCCAACGACGAACGCUGCAAAUCAUCCUCCUCCUCCUCCUCAUCAUCAUCAUCAUCAUCCGAGCAACACUACUUUUCCUCAUCAUCCCAGUUUAUCGACGAGUAUGUUGUCCAAUUCUUCAUCUUCAUCUACUUCGUCCGACGAGGACAUCGGAAGGCGGCAUUUGAGGAAAAGGAAAUGGAAGGAUUUUUUCGAGAGACUAAUGAAGAAUGUGAUCGACAAGCAAGAGGAGUUGCAGAAGAAGUUUUUGGACACGCUAGAGAAACGGGAGCGCGACCGGAUGAUAAGAGAAGAAGCGUGGAGAGUUCAAGAGAUGGCUAGAAUUAAUCGAGAACACGAUCUUUUAGUCCAAGAAAGAUCCAUGGCGGCCGCGAAAGAUGCAGCAGUCAUUGCAUUCUUGCAAAAGAUCACUGAACAGCAAAACCCCAACAAUCCUAAUUCUACUCCAAUUCAGCUUCCAGCGCAACUCCAAUUGCCAGAAACAACUCGAAUCCCGCCGGCUCCGCCGCCUACGGUUCCUCCGUCGAUGUCGGUAUCAGUCCCACAAGCAACGCCUGUAACACCAAUUCCACCACCUGCUGCUACUGCUGCAGUUGCACCACAACCGCCCAUACAAGCAACAAUGGGGGCCGCGCCAACGAGGAAUCUGGAAAGCAGUCCUAAUAAAACGGAUAACGGGAUUCAGAAUUUCAUGCAACCGAGCUCUUCUCGCUGGCCUAAGGCUGAAGUUCAAGCUUUGAUUCGUAUGCGAACCAAUCUUGACGUCAAGUAUCAAGAAAACGGACCCAAGGGACCACUCUGGGAGGAAAUAUCAUCAGGAAUGCGUAAACUGGGGUACAACAGAAAUGCCAAGAGAUGCAAGGAGAAGUGGGAAAACAUCAACAAAUACUUCAAGAAAGUCAAGGAGAGCAACAAGAAAAGACCCGAGGAUUCAAAAACGUGUCCAUAUUUCCACCAGCUCGAUGCUUUAUACAGAGAAAAAGCGAAAGGGGAAACGACUUCAUUUGCCUCUGGAUACCAAAAUGUUAAACCCGAGAAUCCCAUGGUGCCAAUCAUGGCUAGACCAGAACAACAGUGGCCGUUACAACAGGAUCAACAACAGCAGCAGCAGCAACAACAACAGCAGCAGCAGGAUUCUGCAAUGGAGGAUCACGGGAGCGAUAACAUGGAUGAAAAUGACCAUGACGAAGAUGAUGGGGACGAAGAUGAGGACGAAGAUGAAGGAGCAGGAUACGAGAUAGUGACAAACAAGCAGGCUUCGUCUGUGGCGACCACAGUCGAGUAGCGAAUGAGGCCAUGGAGGAAGAGGAAAGAGGCCGAGGUGGUAAAAAAAAAAAAAAAGAAAGGGGACAACAGGACUGAGGAGUUUGGGAGGUGGGACAGAUUUGCAGGAAGAUGCCAGAAGAACGAAGGAAUCAGUGGGUCAGAAAAACGGUAGGCAUGAAAUUGUUGCUGCAGAGAUGAUGGGUGGCUUGUUGGCUGGCUGGUGGUGAAAAUAGUAAAGAUAAAAAAGAAAGUGGAAAUACAUAUGGGAAAAAAAGAGGAUGGUGUUUUACUUUUUUUUUUUUUGGUUUAAAUUUACUUUUAUUUUUUUUAAAUUUGUUUCUUUUUUUUUUUACUUUCUUUGGGGGGUUUUUUUUUGAGGGGGGGGGUUUGGUGUUGUAAGGGUACAGUGGUUAGCUUGGUAUAAGUUUAAUUUUUAUAAUUUAUUUAUUGUUUUGAGAAAAUAAGUAAAUUCAUAGAGAUAGAGAGAGAGAGAGAGAGAGAGAGGAGUUUCAAUUAAUAAACACAGACAAGGAUAGUGGCUGUAUUUAAAAUUUUCAUUCUGUUAAUGGGGGUGUAAUGUGACAAAAUGGUUAAUUAGUGUUUUUGUCUUUUGAUGAGCAUACUUUGUUGGGUACUUUUAGUGAUUCUUUGCUUCAUUAAAAUAGUCUUUGAUACUGAAGGAAAGCACUGGUUUUCAUGUGGCCA